CUGUGGCGAAGAGAUAUACUUGUUGUGACCAAGAUGCUUUGGGCAUAGAGCUAGAUGGUGUUGCUGGUUAGACUGCGUGCUGUCGAAACCCCCAAGGAUCCCAUCUUUUUUGCUCCAAUGGAAUGCUCACCAACACAAGAAAAUCAUUCAAAUGGUAAAACAAGCCGUAGAAAGACGCAGGCUAAGCAAAACACCAGAAACGGCCUCUCCAGUGGCGGGAUAGCAAAGGAUGGGACACACCCACCCAACAUCACAAAGACUACGAGCACGGAGUACAAGCAGAACUUUCAACAUCAGCAUAGUGUCCACUCACUGCAGCUGCGUCUCCACCAAAAGAAGCUGCAAGAGGCGAGGCGAGAGCUUCCACCCAGCUUCUAGAGCGUCGGGCUGGAGUUCCAAGUGGCGCCAAAGGGGCGUACUCGGGAGUAUUUUUUUUGCCACAGGAACGGGACUUUGCCGACUGGUAGGGUACAAUCCCAUGAUAGGUUUGAGUGAUUACUAUCUAUGUACUACUACGUUACCGAGCUCGUUGUUGGCAGGAUUGAGAAUGCAGGGUUCGGUUUCAAUAGCCGUCACUUUUGUUCCUCGGCUUUGAGACCACAAGUGGUAAGAAUGCCUCCUAUUCUCUGCGUUUUCCUUGCUUCGUAUCUGUCUGAACAGGUACAGC
Trichoderma harzianum CBS 226.95 is the source of this 667-nucleotide messenger RNA. RefSeq lists its product as hypothetical. The transcript has a single exon. Bases 230 to 595 code for a protein of 121 amino acids. Lineage: Eukaryota; Fungi; Ascomycota; Sordariomycetes; Hypocreales; Hypocreaceae. The record is from RefSeq and is a predicted model, not a curated record.